Messenger RNA from Amoebophrya sp. A120, 188 nucleotides. The record is from the annotation of a GenBank genome assembly. NCBI's taxonomy places the organism in Eukaryota, Dinophyceae, Syndiniales, Amoebophryaceae.
GUUUGUCGUGGCUCAGGUGGAGUUAUGACUUACAACUUAAUCGCAAAACCUAUAGUACGGACUACACGACGGACAUAUCAAACUCAAAAUCAAAAUCUUCCAAACCUUGUUUUUGACAAAAACCACCUGAUAUUGAUGUAAGUACUUAUUAUCACACCUUCUUUAUCUUUUCUGAGACCUGUAUCUAU